CCAUGCUCGCAAAUAUUCUAUGCAAUGGUUCAUGCCGCUAGAGCUCGUGGUUGACGACCAAAUAAGCAGCAGCGCAGUAUUAAUCUGACAUUAAUCGUAAUUCUUCUCUCAAAGUAGAGAAGAGGUACCUUUCUUCAAAUUUUCGUAUAAUAUUCUUCAAACUACUGUGAUCAAUUGGUUCGAAAAAAUGCCGCGCGGUAAAUAUGUCAGUUACAAAGGCCGGAGUCGUCACUUCACUAACCCCGAGGAACUGGAGGAGCAACGACGCCAGGAGGAAAAAAAACUCCAAUGGAGAAAAAAUAAAGGAAAGGAUAGCUCUAGUGAUGAGGAUGAGGAACCCAAAGCACAUGGUGAUUCAAUAAAAAAUCAUAGUUCUUCAGGGACAGAUACUGAAAGUGAAUCAGAAUCAGAAUCUGAAACUGAAGGAAAAACAAAGGGUGUAGAAAAUUUAAUUCAAGUUGAAAAUCCAAAUAGAGUUCAAAAAAAGGCAAAAAAAUUAUCGCAAUUAAAUCAAUCUCUAGACUCAGCAAAACCAGAUUUAUCUCGGAGAGAACGAGAACAAUUAGAAAGACAAAGAGCAUAUGCAAACUACCAGAAAUUACAUGCAGCAGGUAAAACGGAUGAAGCACGUGCGGAUUUAGCACGAUUAGCUAUAGUUAAACAACAACGAGAAGAAGCGGCUAGGAAACGAGAAGCCGAGAAGAAACAGAAGGAGCUUGCCCUACAGAGAAAAACGGAACUUAGGCAAAAAGCACUCGGCAAAAAAUCCUAGAACGUUUCAUUUUGAUCAAUUAUAAAAUAUUUGAUGUCACAGCAAUUAUUACAUUAACAAUGAUGAACAGUUUAAAAUCUACUUUCAUAUUGAUACUAAUUAAUUAAAUCAAUUCACGCAUUUACAAUAAUGCGUUUGAUGAAAAUAUCCUUGUUUAAUUAUAUAUAAAUACAAUUAUUACAAUAACUGAA
Apis mellifera (honey bee) is the source of this 963-nucleotide messenger RNA. RefSeq names its product 28 kDa heat- and acid-stable phosphoprotein. Gene Ontology annotation, molecular function: RNA binding. Gene Ontology annotation, cellular component: cytosol. NCBI's taxonomy places the organism in Eukaryota, Metazoa, Arthropoda, Insecta, Hymenoptera, Apidae. The transcript has 5 exons. Bases 188 to 772 code for a protein of 194 amino acids. The record is from RefSeq and is a predicted model, not a curated record.